Molecule: messenger RNA, 676 nt
Organism: Tricharina praecox
Lineage: Eukaryota; Fungi; Ascomycota; Pezizomycetes; Pezizales; Pyronemataceae
Product: DNA-directed RNA polymerases I
Exons: 3
Coding region: 98-562 (154 amino acids)
Biological process (GO): DNA-templated transcription
Cellular component (GO): RNA polymerase III complex; RNA polymerase I complex; RNA polymerase II, core complex
Molecular function (GO): DNA-directed RNA polymerase activity; DNA binding
Source: RefSeq, a predicted model, not a curated record
CCUUGUCCUUGACGCGAGAAUCUUUCCGUGAUCAUCAAAUCCACCUACACUACACACACGUUAACUACCAUCCCCACAACUCCUCCCUACCACAACAAUGUCCGACUACGGUGACGACGGAAACGAACCAGAGUUUAACGAGGACUACGAGGAGCCGGAGGAGGAUUUCGAGGAGGAACCCACCUUCAGCGACAAUGAGGAGGCUGGCGAGGCGGGUCGCAAUGGUGUCGUGAACGGAGACCACGACUUCAUCACCAGUGGCGAUCCUGCCGCCGCUGCAGCGGCUGCUCAGGGAGGCUCCAAGAAGCUUGACGACAAGAAGAUUCCCGACGAUCAGAGAAACACGACACCCUACAUGACCAAGUACGAGCGCGCGCGGUUGUUGGGCACGAGGGCGCUGCAGAUCAGUAUGAAUGCGCCUGUUCUCGUCGAUACCGGUGGAGAGACGGACCCCCUACAGAUCGCGAUGAAGGAGCUGCAAGAGAAGAAGAUUCCUUUGGUUGUACGGCGGUACCUACCUGAUGGAUACUACGAGGACUGGCGCUGCGAGGAACUCAUCUAGUUUAAUACCUCGAUAAUAAGCUGUGUUUCGCUCAAAGUACUACUACAAGUGAUGCUUCUUUCUACAUGUGCAUGAAAAGCCCAGUGGCCCUUCACCAUGAUUCUCACCGUUGCC